Molecule: messenger RNA, 1390 nt
Organism: Momordica charantia (bitter melon)
Lineage: Eukaryota; Viridiplantae; Streptophyta; Magnoliopsida; Cucurbitales; Cucurbitaceae
Product: NAC domain-containing protein 2
Biological process (GO): regulation of DNA-templated transcription
Molecular function (GO): DNA binding
Source: RefSeq, a predicted model, not a curated record
UUCUGACAAUGAACUUCUUGGAAAGCCGCCAACAAUGGAAGAUGAAGUCAAAGAACAGACCAAUCAAAAACUGCCACUCAGCACAAAACGACAAAACCCACCAAAAUAAAAGCCCCAUUCAUCUCCUUUCCAACAUUUCAAACACCUUCAUUUUUCCCCUGCUUGCCUUAUCCUAAUUCCCAACCCAUUGCUUCUCCCUCUGUUUUUACUGUUUCAUUGAUCGUAAAAAUCCAAAAUCAGACUAGAAAUGAAGGACAGGAACUGCAGUGAGCUUCCCCCUGGCUUCAGAUUUCACCCAACCGAUGAGGAAUUGAUCAUGUUUUACCUCAGAAACCAAGCCACUUCCAAGCCAUGCCCCAUCUCCAUCAUCCCAGAAGUUGACAUCUACAAAUUUGAUCCUUGGGAUUUGCCUGAGAAGGCAGAUUCCGGCGAAAAUGAGUGGUACUUCUUCAGCCCAAGAGACCGGAAAUAUCCCAACGGCGUGCGGCCGAAUCGGGCCGCCGUCUCCGGCUACUGGAAGGCCACCGGCACCGACAAGGCCAUUUACAGCGCCUCCAAAUACGUGGGAGUAAAAAAAGCUCUUGUUUUUUACAAAGGGAAGCCCCCCAAAGGCAUCAAAACUGAUUGGAUCAUGCAUGAGUAUCGUCUCAUUGAAUCCAACAAACAAACAACCAAACAAAGAGGAUCCAUGAGAUUGGAUGAUUGGGUUCUGUGUAGGAUCUACAAGAAGCGGCAUUCGAACAAGGGGUUGGAGGAAAAAGCAGAGGAAUUAUCAUCAGGAGAUCACCAAAACGGUGUCGCAGAAGGCAAUGGAGAGCAAGUGAUGAAAUUUCCAAGGACAUUUUCGAUCACCCAUCUGUUGGAUUUGGAUUAUUUAGGCCCAAUUUCUCAGCUUUUCAAUGACAAUUCCAGCAUUAACCCAACUGUUGGGUUUCAAAACGCCACCACAACCCAUACAAAUGUUGGGAAAACAGAGCCAGGGGAAAUGGCAUUUGAUUACUCUGCUUCAGCAGAUUUCCAAUAUGUCAAUCACAAUCACAACAACAACAACUUCUUUAACCAACCCGUAUUCGUCAAUCCUGCCUUCGAUUGGAAUGGCUUGGGCCGCUGAAGAGCAAAAUACAAAAAACAACACCAUGAAAGAAAGAAACACGACACAAAAUUACUUGGAAGAAGAAAAAGGGAAAAUUUGUGAAUAUUGUUUGUUAAAGGGUUUAGGUUUGAUGUCUUUACACGACGAAUUCAAGAAAGUGACAGUUUCCAGUAUAGAUUCAAUGUGCAGAGAUUCUGUGUAAUUAGUUGAUUGAUUUACACCUUCUUCAAUUUUAGCUCUAUUUCCUUUUUUCUUUGGAAAAAUUUUAAUGGGUCUAGGUUCAGGCCAAUUUGUUUA